AUGUACCACGACGCGGCAUCGCAGACGAGCAAGGGACUACUGAACCUCGGUACAGACUGCCUGCAACUACUGCUCAGCUACGCCAAGGUGGAGCAGAUGCGGAGGCGCGCGGUCGUCACGGUACUGGAUGCUCAGCGUACGCUGCCGGAGGAGCACCUCGGGCAGGUCGUCGGCGUGCGGGGGGGAGAGCUGUACGUACAGUGGCACCUGCAGCCCGGAGGCAGCUCUGAACUCGACCGAAGCGUCGCUGUCCCGCUCGGCAGCCCGGAGACGGUGAAGCAGCUGUACAAGCUGCAGACCCUGGCGGAUGCAGAUGGGGCACCAGCGCUGCUGCGGGAACCACCGUCGUGGCGCACGCCAUUUCGUAACGACUCGGUCGAUGAGCGCCUCAAGGCGCUGGAGCAGGCGCCGUUCAAGCGGGAACAGUGGGCAUCUCUCAUCCAAGGCAAGUAUACACCAAAGGUAAAGAAACACGGGUACGCGCAGCACACAACGCAAGACGACUUUCAGACAAAGGAGUACAAGGAUCGGCUGCUGGCGCGGCAGUACUUCCACAACCCACAGGCGUUCUCCGUCAUUCCGGAGCGGCACGAGCGGUCAGUGAGGUUUAUGGGCAAAUGGGAGCAUCAGCGCGUCUGUGGACUGCCGACAGUGGACCGGGAUGAGCUAGAGAAGGGCUGGGGCGAGGCGGAGGAGAUCACCGACGCCGCGGUGGACGCGAUUGAGCAGGCGCUACGCGACAUCAGCGGCCGGCGACCCGGCAACUUUGUCAAGUCUCCGACGGAGACGCAGUCGCUGCGCCUCAAUGAAUCAUGGUGGACACCACUGGAGUUCGGCUGGGAGGAACACAACCGUGAGCAGAUGGCCUUCCUCGACAGUAGUGAGCGCCGCAUCAUUGAAAGCGCACGACUGCCAUUCGGUGGCAGGCGACCGCCCUUUGGAACGACCUACGGCAUGGGGGAGCGCAUUAGCGAGAUUGCAGCGGACUACGCGAAGGGGUUCGGACUGGGCCCGCAUGGGCACUCCCCACAGCACGACACGACUCACUUCAACACGCUCGAGGAAGAGCAGCAGCGCGCGAAGGCGCUCGGCCUCGGCAACGCACUUGUGCGACUCUUCCACGAGAAGCUGGGCAACCAGGACAUCCAAGCCUGGGCAUCGCAACAGUGUGGUGAGUCUGACGCCAACGUACGCCACCUUCUACUCUCCGUUCAGGAGUGGCGCACGAAGGGACGAUCGCCGUCACUGCUACUGUGCAAGGUGCUGCAGCGAUACUUGAAAGAGGAGCUCGAUGCCUUCAAUUGUGGACUGCCGCCUCACGUGCCGCGUCUCGCGGUGCCGUACGCUGCUGCGUCUGCUGCCGACAGCAACGGCAGCAGCAGUGCCGGGAAUAUCUGGGUGGAUGUCGACCGCAAGGCCUUUGCCCUGGAGCACGCUAGUGAGUUCCAUCGCGGUGACAGCGAUGAGCCAUACAUUGUGGGCCUCGUGCAGCGCGCUGGUAUGAGCAGCGGCAGUGACGGCGCCUCGCCGACGGGCAGCGACACCGACAGCACCUACGCCGCGUACGUUCAGCAGGAUGUGCUACAGCGUUUUCAAGUAGGCCUGGCCCGCAUCGUCGGCCGCGGCAUUCCGAGCUCAAUUAUUUUGGAACGCACCGUGAAGAAUAACCGCAGCCUUGAGCGGGAGAGCGCCAAAAUGCUGACGCUGGUGCUCGUAGGGGAGCUGGCGAAGCUGCUGUCGAAGAUGCGCGUCUCGGCGGACAACAUCUCGAUGGUGGUACGCGGCCUCGCCCAGUGCCCGGAGAAGGAGCUGUUGGGUGGUGGCGACUUUGCGGUGCCGGUGUCACUCAUCUUCAGCUGGAGUGGCCCGCAGUCGAAUGGCUCCGCCGCGGUCAGCAAUAGCGGUGCCAGCAACGCCCGCUCCGGUGCUUCCCGCGGCGCCGGUAUCCGUUCGGUACAGCAGAUGAUUGAGCGAACGCGGCAGAGCUCCAGUGCUGGCAGCAGCGGCAGCGGUGACGGCGAGAAGAUGGUAGCGAAGGUGUUAGAGGAGCUGGCGUGGAGUCAGGACGGCGUCGCUGCCGAUGUCCUCUACGCCGUGCAGCAGAACAAGGCGAACCCCACGCUACGGCAAGAGUUCCUGAAUGCCUUCCUGCCCGUGUGCUCAAACGACUCCCAGAAAGCGGAGCAGAUUUACACCGACUACACGUUGGGCAAGUUUGUGCCCAACAUCACGGUCGCCAUUGAGGCCUUUGUAAAGUUCCUGGGGAACAUUUCAGCACAUCCGGAGCGGGUGACAAGCGCUGUGGAGUACUUCGAGGUGGACAGCACGCGCCGCGCGGAUGGCACGGAGGGAACGGGCCAGUACACGCAGGUGCGUUUGCUGCCGCCAGAGAUGGGGCCAUUCCAGUACGAGAGUACCCUCAUCGAGUCUAUCGAGACGGCAGAGCGCUUCCGUCGGUACGGCAUCCUUGCCGGUCCAACCUGCGUCCCCACUUCUGGCUUCAUUGCGGCGAACUGUAAGUCGCUCACUUACAUGACGCAUCGCAACAAGGAGGUUGUCUACGUGACAAGAGAGAAUGACCAAGGGCUGCUCAACGCGCUGCGCACCUCUGCCCUCUUCAAUAGCAUCUCCAGUAACCCGAAGCUGAGCCACCUGUUGAAAGAGAGCGCUGGUAGCGAUCAGCGCCGCAGCAGCGGUGGAGGACAGCCGCACGCGCUGCUGGUAGAUAGUUUCAACCGCUUUUUCUACCGGGUCGCGCCGAUGCUGAGCUUCUACGAGAGUCUCCUAAAGGAGUACAGCGCCACAAUGCCGUCCGCCCAAGCCGAGGCGCAGAUCGCCAACCUUGGGCUUGCCCGUGCCUUGGAGAGCGAGGCGUCGACGACCAUCGAGCAGGACUUCCGCCGCAACGCGGAGCGCUACUGGCGCAACGUACUGGAAGGCCGUAGCGGCGAGGAGGCCACGCUGGGCAGUGGCGGUCGUGGGUCAGCCAGCGCGCAAGGCCGCCGACCUCCCCAGCAAGGAAGUGGGCGCGCCAGGCAGUCCGGCUCUGGCAGCCGCAGAGGCAGCGGUGAGUUCAACCUUACCAGCAUCGUAGGCCACCGCGCUGCCGCUGGCGCGCGCGGCGAGAAGGGCCAACCCUUUGCUUCAUCGUCGAGCAGCGGCAGCACCAUGGCGACGGCGGCAUCCUCAUCGGCACGUGUCAAGGACCUGCUGGGUAACUUGAAGGGCGGCGGCAGCGAGGCUGGACGUGGAAAGGGCUCUCGUCCUGCCAGCCCGUCCGGCGCGACCAGCGGCAGUCGUGGUGGUCGCAGCAACAGUAGCAGUGGGGAUAAGAAUCGUGGCGCAAGCGGGAGAAAGUGA
Molecule: messenger RNA, 3360 nt
Organism: Leishmania braziliensis MHOM/BR/75/M2904
Lineage: Eukaryota; Euglenozoa; Kinetoplastea; Trypanosomatida; Trypanosomatidae
Exons: 1
Coding region: 1-3360 (1119 amino acids)
Source: RefSeq, a predicted model, not a curated record